Molecule: messenger RNA, 1841 nt
Organism: Hippopotamus amphibius kiboko
Lineage: Eukaryota; Metazoa; Chordata; Mammalia; Artiodactyla; Hippopotamidae
Gene: YBEY
Product: ybeY metalloendoribonuclease
Exons: 4
Coding region: 198-692 (164 amino acids)
Biological process (GO): rRNA processing
Molecular function (GO): metalloendopeptidase activity
Source: RefSeq, a predicted model, not a curated record
CUCUCCGGCCGAGCGGCGGCGCUUCCGGUGCGCGGCGGCCGAACCGCGGGCCGCCGCCUUCCGCGACGUGGGUCCCCCCGCCGCGCCGCGGCCUGGUGCUCCGUCAGGCCGGGAGGCUUGCUGCGCGGCGGCGGCCGCGUCAGGCCGAGAGGUCGGGGCCCGGGCCGGGCGGCAGGCGGUGCCGCGGCCGCGCCGCCAUGAGCCUGGUGCUGCGCAACCUGCAGCGCGCGGUGCCCCUGCGGAGGGCGCGGCUGCGCGAGCGGCUGCAGGCGGCGCGGGCGGCGCUGGGCGUGCAGCGCCUGGGCCUGGGCGUCGUCUGCGCGGACAGCGGGCGGAUGCGGCGGCUGAACAGGGUCUACCGGCGCGAGGACGCCCCCACGGACGUGCUCUCCUUCCCGUUUCACGAGAAUCUGAAAGCUGGCGAAAUUCCCCAGCCUGAUUUUCGAGAUGACUGUAAUUUGGGAGACAUUUUCCUGGGAGUGGAGUAUAUCUUCCAGCAGUGCAAAGAAAAUGAAGAUUUCUAUGACGUCCUGACUGUGACUGCCGUCCAUGGGCUGUGUCACCUUCUGGGCUUCACACACAGCACGGAGGCUGAGUGGCAGAAGAUGUACCAGAAGGAGAAGGAGGUUCUCGAGGAGCUGAACAGGCACACGGGGACCAGGCUCCAGCCGCUGACCAGGGGCCUCUUCUGACAGAAGUGCCCCAGUGCGAUGGAAGGUGGACCCCCUCGGGCCGCAAGGAUCACGGGCUCCCCCACGCUGAGGUCCCUGCUGACCACUGCUGUCCUGUGGGGCUCUGGGAGGGCCAGCCCUGGCAGGUGCUGGAUUCCAUCCAUGGACCCUUCCUUUUAAAGUACAAGAGAAAUGUCCACUCGUUUCUUUGUUUGGGGCACAGUGGGUGUGUUAUUUUCAGGGUUGUAAAUAAAAUAGCUCUGAGUUCUCAGAAAGCAGAGGUGGGGCGUAGGCCGCCUCCUCCCUGGGGCUCUGCCUCCAGCGAAGAAGCACCUCUGCCUGGUCUGUGUCCACUGGGCACACGUCAGGCAGCCCAGGCGGGCCUGCUCCGCUGCCCGCUGCAAUCCCCCUGGAUUCGGUCCCGUCCAGCCCUCAGGAGCACUGGGGCCUGCAGCCUUUGCUUGGCGCUUCUGAAAGGGGAGGGACAAGGCUGACCCUCGAGGUGGCCACACGGCCAGGCCGACCCCACCCCCAGGGGACCCUCAGCACUCUCCGGCCAUUGCCCACCCAUGCCCGUCGGUCCCGGCCGCUGUUUGCUUGUAGACCGUGCCCGAGCCCUCUGCCAUGGCCCCAGCCUGGGGGGCUCUGACUGCCGGGUCCCGUCCCUCUGUAGGAAAGCCUCCCUGUCAGUACGUCCUGCUUUCUGAAUAUGAAAAUAAACCCAGGAGUUACCCCAGAGCUUUAUGCAGAGCUGUGCACGCGCUUGGGGCAUUGUGGGUGCGAGCAGAUGUGGAGGGGACGGGCUCCGAGCCAACCCAGGGCCUCCGUCGCCUGAAUGUCGGGUGCAAGCACUGACCAUGGUGCCACAGACCCUCCAAGGAGCUCCAAAAGGGUCAUGGCAAUAAAACCAGCUUCUCGGAGACCCAGAACACCGCGAUUCUAGCAAUUUGGAUUCUCUCAUACAUCGACUUUAGAAAUAUGAAAACGUGUUUCCCACUGGGUUUGCACCCUGAGCCUGAACUCCCUGGCUUUGGGGGACACGGGGCCUAUUGUGCUCCUGAGCCACUGGCUGCACGGCUGCGUGCAGUUCUGUUCUCAGUUUAAACUCAUCUCAGUUUAAAGUCUAACAUGGCAAAGACCAAAGAUAGCCCCGCAAAGCUCUUUGCUCUC